AUGGCGGACGCUGCGACGGUGCUUGUUGUGGGCGAGGAAGAUGGUGAGCUGGUGUUGGACGAUGCACUGCGGCAGCUGCAGCACCUGUUGUUCACGCAGGGCGUGGGCAGGACGGAGCCGUUCUCCUUCACGGAAGUGGCGUCGCGGUGCCGUGGGCGGCUUGAUAUUCGCGUGAACACGGAGGAUGGGCCCUUCGCCACCCUCGCACGUCUUCCCGUGCUCAACACGCUACCACAGGCUGUUCUUGGCUCGGACAUGAAGCUCAACUACACCGGCGUUGUCGUCAGCUUGCCAGGAAGUGAGGAUCAGAACUGGCACGUGGAUGGAGACCACUUGUUUCCGCAUGUCCACUUACCACCGCAUGCCGUGACUGUGUUUAUUCCGCUGGAGAAUGUCGACAAAGACAUGGGGCUGCCUCAGCGCGAUCCAGUGCAACACAUCAUCCAGGCCCCAACCACGCGUGACUACGCGUAG
Salpingoeca rosetta is the source of this 474-nucleotide messenger RNA. RefSeq lists its product as uncharacterized. Lineage: Eukaryota; Choanoflagellata; Craspedida; Salpingoecidae. The record is from RefSeq and is a predicted model, not a curated record. The transcript has 4 exons. The coding region runs from base 1 to 474 and encodes 157 amino acids.